This is a messenger RNA of Triticum dicoccoides, 1182 nucleotides long. RefSeq lists its product as uncharacterized. Bases 180 to 971 code for a protein of 263 amino acids. The transcript has 4 exons. Lineage: Eukaryota; Viridiplantae; Streptophyta; Magnoliopsida; Poales; Poaceae. The record is from RefSeq and is a predicted model, not a curated record.
CCCCACUCUCCUCGCCUCUGUUCCCCUUCCCAUCGUCUCUUUUUCUUCCCGUGGUCUGUUUCCCUUCCUCCUGUGAUUUUUCGAUCUAAGCGUGCAAGUACUUGGUGGGCUUGUGGCGAGAGAGAUGGCAGGGGAGGCCGGCGAAGUUUUUUCUUGUGAGCUAUGUGGGAACUUCUGCCAUGGCGGUGCUGACAACAACUUCAAGAUCGACAUUCGUGAUGAGUUCCUGUCUAACGCGACUGUGCCAUGCAAUGCAAGAGUCUACGAUCAAUGGCGUUACCAGCGACUACAUGCGUUUUGAAGCGCAUGGACGCAAGUACUCUGUCGACAUUGUGAAGGGGGCACACAGGACCAGAAUCAAGGGGAGUGGCUGGAAGAAAUUCACUUCUGAAUUUUCUCUUCAGAAGGGUGCUGUGGUCAUUUUUGACUUGGACAGGCGUCCCCGCCAGGCACAUGUUGUUGUUCAAAGUGAUGACUUGGACAUAGUUGAAGGAAGCUCUUCAGACGGGGAUGCUGAUGAAGAGAUGAUAGAUGGAGACAUCACAGAUGUGGAUGAAGACGGUGGCAGCAUAAAGAUCGAGUAUACAAGGGGUCUAACUCUGAAUGAUGCACAACAGGACAUUCUCAAUGAACUGGUGCUCAACUUCAAGUCCAAGUUUUUAGGAGUAUCUUUUGUACACUGUCUUACUACAACUGACACUCAAGUUGGACAAAUGAAAGUACCAGAGAGGGUUGCUACAAGCUUAAACAUCCCUAAAGGAGGGUUGGCUGGUGUUCGUUUAAGCAGUGGGGAGGCAAAGACUCGCGUCGAAUACCAGACGUCUACUGAUGGACGUAUAGCUUUCAACAAAAAGCAGUGGAGGCGUUUCCUUUCAAAGACUACCCUGGGAAUCAAUGACUGCAUCUUCAUGUUCUUCAAGGCCAGCAAGAAGUCUUACAUGAAUGUUACUGUUGUCGUCAGCAAGCUUUAAGUUUUAUUUUCUUUUCGAGAAGCUAUGUUCCUAGUUAUGUAGUAUGCUGAUGCAAAACAUCGCUGCGGUCGUUUGUUUAUGCGGUUGACAAGAACCAAGUAACCCCCCCCCCCCCUCGUCGUUUGCGAUGUUUAUUAUCUAUGUGUGUUUUCAAAACUAUGUGGAAUAUGCGUUUCUCGUAAUGAUAAGUGAUGUUAUAUAUUUUUGAUCA